This is a messenger RNA of Trematomus bernacchii (emerald rockcod), 2453 nucleotides long. RefSeq names its product transmembrane protein 255B. NCBI's taxonomy places the organism in Eukaryota, Metazoa, Chordata, Actinopteri, Perciformes, Nototheniidae. The record is from RefSeq and is a predicted model, not a curated record. The transcript is spliced from 9 exons. The coding region runs from base 1 to 1068 and encodes 355 amino acids.
AUGCAGCAACCUGAACCCCCGCAGACAGCUCAGCAGACAACAGAAAUACCGGAUCCAGCAGUCCACUACCUGCGUCGGAGGAAGACGGCGCUCUGGGUGACGGUGUCUCUGCUGGCUCUGGCUCUGGUGGUGCUGACAGUGGGUCUGGUCUCUGCCACGCGCACCGACAACGUGCCUGUGGCUGGAUAUUACUCCGGCAUCACCCUGAGUUUUGGAGCGUUUUUGGGCAUUGUUGGCAUUCACCUGGUUGAAAACCGCCGACCUAUGCUGGUGGCAGCGAUCAUAUUCAUCAGUAUCGGAGUUGUCGCCUCUUUCUUCUGUGCCAUUGUGGACGGGAUCAUCGCGUCAGAGUUCAUUGACACAAGACCCUUGCAGGAGGACAUGUGUGACUUUUACGCCAGCGAAGCGGCUUACGCCUACGACAACUACUACACUGAGGUGACGUGUCGUUCCUUUAACAAAGCGUGUAAACUGAAGCUGAGGAGCAACACAUGCUACUGUUGCUACCUGUACAACUGUGCCAGCACGGAGUUCCACAACCAGUACUACGAGUUCACGGGGGUCAACAGCUGCUGGGACGUGAUCCACCUGCAGCGCCUGCUCUGGACCGCCGUGGUGCUCAACGUCUUCUGCCUGUUCCUGGGCAUCAUCACCGCCGCCGUGCUCGGGGCGUACAAGGACAUGCAGAAGCCCACUCCUCAGAUGGCUCCCAGCCCCGCACCACCCCCCCACAUCCUGUACAACCCCACGCAGCACAUGCUCACCUACGCAGGCUACUGCCCAUCGGGACAGACUCUGCCCGCUUACCCCAACUAUCCAAUCCCCAUGCAGCACAACAGCAGCUAUCAGCCCCCUGCCACUCCUCAGAUGGUCCCUGAGGGGGGGAAUGCCUCCACCCCCUGCCCGUCUGAGGAGAACCAGAGCCAGCCCCCCUCUCAGACCCCCAACCAGCCCCAGCCUCAGGGGGGCACCCAGGAACCAGGGGGCUACAUGCUGACCCCCAACGCUCCGGUCCUCUACGGCUCCGCCUACAACCCCUUUGAAAAACCCCCACCUUACGCCUGCUGAGCCCCCAGCCCAACACCUGGGGCCUGUUGGAGGAAAUAUAUCUAGACCUUGUCGGACUGAAAGUAGCACAAGACAUUUCAUAGAUGACCUUGGAGAGCAAACAGUGGGCUUCACUCUGUACUGAUACAUGUUUCUGUGUUCGCACUGAGGAGAUACAGAGGUAUGGCUAUGAAGUGUGAGUAUACAGACAUUAAGAUAUUUCAUGUGUUUUAAGGGAACUGUUUGGGAAAUAAUCUAAUUUGCUUUCUUGAAUAGAGUAAUAAGAUUGGUACACAUUUGUAUCUCUAGGUGAAAUGAAUCUUUAGCUUCAAAAUCAAACUGCUAACGGUGGCUAACAGUUAGUCUGGAUAUAAUGGAGAAAAUCACCCAAACAACACCUUUAAACCUCACCAACAAUUUUAUUUUUUAUCUUGUUAGCUUCAUCUUUACAAAAACGUUAUUGUAAAUUGGUGAUGUGCUUUUAUUGGGGAAGUUGGUGAAAUCAAAUAAAAACAAAAUGUCACACUUCUUUAAGCCUAGAGCUCCCAUGCUAACCUGUUUCAUAUGAAUAAUCGUAUCGUCGUACACUUGGAUCUGAUCUUGCUAACUUGUGUCGAUUGGACUACAGGUCUUAUUGUGUAUCGUCUCACUUAACUACUGUAUUAGUCAUUCAAAGGGCUUUCUUGAACUGGAGAGUAAAUGUUGACACUGACGUUGCUGUUAUUUAUGUUUUGUGUGAAUUGUGUAAUGUGCACUUUUAAAGUCAGUAUAAUGUAUUUAUUAUUGAUGAUGCAUGAUGUUAAACUGCUGUGGGAUGGGAUUGUGUAGCUGCUAUAAAUACAUAAUGUAUUAAAGAGGUACCUUUAAGAAAUAUUUAUUCACUGAUGCAUAAUGAAUGUGUAGUCAAUUGGAAUCUCUGAUAUAAGGGAAGUGUUAGAAAAUAGGAUUAUUCGUCUGCUUUCCGAGAGUUAAAUAGGACAUUUAUUUAUAUUCUAAUCUCUGGGCAAGAAAGUGAAUAAUUGUAUUUACCAAAAUGUCAAACAAAUUAUUUUAACCGUCACAUUUUUAGAAUCAUCAGUACAACUUUUAAUAGCAAAACCAGGUGUUUUCAUUGUAUUACUUCACCUUAAAGAGACUAUAUAUGUGAAUCAAACAAUUCUUCCUCAAAUAAAAAGUUUAAACCUUUGUUCGCAUUAAAUAAAACAUGUGUUUCAAUUGUCUGUUUUUCUUCAAAAACCACAAAACACUUUUUUUUUUGAAAAUACAAUUUUACUAUGAUGUUCAUACAACUGCUUUUAUUUUUGUUUAAAUAGCAUUUUCACUGUUGAGGGAGGUUAAAACUCAAAAGGCAGACUCCUCUCACCAUUGUACACAUACUGGCAGUUAGUGAAAGUGAAAAAUGAAAA